AUGGCGGCUAGAGCACUGCUUCCACACGAAAUCGUUGAACAAGCGCUUCAGUCGGAGGGCAAUGAUAAGGUAGCAGAGCUUGAGUGGGUGAGAAUGGUGGAAGACAUGACCAAGGAAGGGAAAUUAUCUGACAGCUUGGCAGUGUGUGAUGUGUCAGAUAGCAUGAAAGGACUUCCGAUGCAAGUCUGCAUCGCUCUUGGAUUGCUCAUUUCUGAAAUGAGCAGCCCACCUUGGAAAGGCCACGUAAUUAGCAUAAGUGCGAACCCAAAGCUACACUUGGUCGAGGGCGACACUCUGGCAGAGAAAUACAGAUUUACUCAGAAUAUGGAGUGGAGCAGGAAAACUAAUUUUCAGAAAGUUUUUGAUGUGAUUCUCAAUGUUGCCUGCGAAUGCAAGCUACAGCCGGAGAAGAUGAUUAAACAGUUGUUUGUGUUCAGUGACAUGUUAUUCCACCAAGUGUUGUUAAACCCAUUGGAAACAGAUUACUGGGCGAUAGAGAGGAAAUAUAAAGAGGCAGGGUAUGGGACGCCUCCGAGAGUCGUGUUUUGGAACCUCCGUGAAUGGUAUUAUGGGCCACCGUGGAUGUGGAAGACAGAGGGCAUUGCAAUGGUGAGCGGAUAUUCUGAGAACUUACUUAAAGUGUUCUUGAACAAUGGGGAAAUAAAUCAGAUGCUAGUGGUAAAGCAGGCAAUCCAAGGGGAACUUUUCGAGCAAUUGGUUGUCCUCGACUAA
This is a messenger RNA of Cryptomeria japonica (Japanese cedar), 732 nucleotides long. RefSeq lists its product as uncharacterized. The transcript has a single exon. Bases 1 to 732 code for a protein of 243 amino acids. The record is from RefSeq and is a predicted model, not a curated record. NCBI's taxonomy places the organism in Eukaryota, Viridiplantae, Streptophyta, Pinopsida, Cupressales, Cupressaceae.